UCAGAACUUUGUGGGGGUUUUGUAAUAAAGAUCUGAAGCUGUUACAUAUACACCAUAAAAUUACAUUACUCAGUAAAAAGCUGCAAACCCAGAAUUUUUAUUCCUCAGUGCUCAUGAGCGCUUCCAGGCUGCAGCAACUGAAGAGUCAGAUUUUGCCUGAUAAUAAGCUCACAGCAAUGUCAGAAUCACCUAGUCCUCUGACCACACAUGUGCUGAACACUGCAGUGGGUGUCCCCGGGUCAAAUAUGGCCCUCAGCCUUUAUCAACAAGACCCCUCCACAAACACCUGGAAUUUAAUCACCACCGGGACCACUAAUGAUGAUGGACGUUGCCCUGGACUUAUCACAAAACAAUCAUUUAAAUCUGGUGUGUACAAAAUGCAUUUUGAGACGGCUCAGUAUUGGGCGAGUAUGGGAGAGACCUGCUUUUACCCGUAUGUUGAGAUUGUCUUCACCAUAAAUGACCCUGGGCAAAAGUACCAUAUCCCUCUGCUUCUGAGUCGUUUCUCUUACAGUACAUACAGAGGGAGCUAGAUAUCAAGCAAGAGGAACCUCCUGAGAUUACUCCACCUGUCAGCUGUUUGACACAUCACAUGAUGGCACUGAAUGAACUGUCACACAUAUUGGACAUAUUGACAAGGCACAAUACUCCAUUUCAAUUAUUCUUUUUGUUGUAAUAGUGCCACAAUACCAUAUUUUCUUUCUUUAAAAAAACAAAUA
Messenger RNA from Pundamilia nyererei, 719 nucleotides. It is a transcript of the gene uraha, whose product is annotated as urate (5-hydroxyiso-) hydrolase a. Bases 114 to 533 code for a protein of 139 amino acids. NCBI's taxonomy places the organism in Eukaryota, Metazoa, Chordata, Actinopteri, Cichliformes, Cichlidae. Gene Ontology annotation, molecular function: hydroxyisourate hydrolase activity. The transcript has 4 exons. The record is from RefSeq and is a predicted model, not a curated record. Gene Ontology annotation, biological process: purine nucleobase metabolic process.